AUGGCCUUCCUGAAGAAUGCGAUUCCUCUUGCUCGCCGAGCCCUGUCGUCCGCAGCAGGCUCGGCACAGCCUCGGAAGGUGGCGGUUCUGGGCGCUGGCGGCGGCAUUGGGCAGCCUCUGAGUCUUCUGAUGAAGUCGAGCCCGCUUGUAACGGAUCUGUCGCUGUACGAUGUGGCGGGUACUCUCGGAGUUGCUGCUGACAUCAGCCACAUCUGCUCCAACGCCAAGGCGAAGGGCUAUCUCGGCUCGGACGAGCUUGCCGGAGCUCUGGAGGGCAGCGAUCUGGUGCUGAUCCCCGCUGGCGUGCCACGUAAGCCCGGCAUGACCCGGCAAGAUCUGUUCAACAUCAACGCGGGCAUCGUGAAGGGCCUGUGUGAAGCCAUCUCCAAGCACUGCCCCACGGCGGCGGUGGGCAUGAUCAGUAACCCUGUGAACUCUACCGUGCCCAUCGCGGCGGAGGUGUUCGCCAAGGCGGGCACGUACGACCCCAAGAAGCUCUUCGGCAUCACCACGCUCGACAUCGUGCGCGCGCGCACCUUCUACGCCGAGGCCAAGGGGCUCAACGCGGAAGACGUGAGGGUACCGGUGGUGGGCGGCCACGCGGGCGCCACCAUCAUUCCGCUCUUCUCCCAGGCGACGCCCUUCGUGGAGCUGUCGGAUGAGGAGAGGGAUCAGCUCACCAAGCGCACGCAGGAUGGCGGUACCGAGGUGGUGCAGGCCAAGGCGGGCAAGGGCUCCGCCACGCUCUCCAUGGCCUAUGCCGCGGCUGUGUUUGCUGACUCGUUGCUCAAGGCCAUGAACGGUGCCCCCAACGUUGUGGAGUGCACAUAUGUCGAGUCGAAGCUCACAGAGGCGCGCUUCUUUGCCUCCAAGGUGCGUCUGGGCCCCAGUGGCGCAGAGGAGAUCCUUCCCCUGGGCGACCUUAUCCCCUAUGAGGAGAAGGCCAUUCAUCGCGCCCUGCCUGAGCUCCAGGAGUCCAUCCAGGCUGGUGUGGACUUCGUUAAGAACGUCUAA
Messenger RNA from Closterium sp. NIES-65, 1014 nucleotides. The record is from the annotation of a GenBank genome assembly. Lineage: Eukaryota; Viridiplantae; Streptophyta; Zygnematophyceae; Desmidiales; Closteriaceae.